Messenger RNA from Phytophthora infestans T30-4, 369 nucleotides. RefSeq lists its product as uncharacterized. Bases 1 to 369 code for a protein of 122 amino acids. NCBI's taxonomy places the organism in Eukaryota, Oomycota, Peronosporomycetes, Peronosporales, Peronosporaceae. The record is from RefSeq and is a predicted model, not a curated record. The transcript has 4 exons.
AUGCGUCGAGAGCCAGUGACAGUAGCGAAAGCUAAGCAGUCGAAAGCCAUCGAUGGCCUCGGGCACUUCGUCCUUUGGCUGAUUACAUUUGGCGGUGUUGAUGCCGAUGAAAGGAGGCUUUUGCCUUGGUUCGUCGUGCUGUUCGCUCAAUCUCUCGUCGCUGGGCUCGAAGCCCAAGCAAGCACGCGCGGCGCUCCAGCCGCGCUUUUCCACCGCAAGAUCCCUCACUCUCGUCGCUCUAGGCUCACGGGUAAGCACAACAACAUGUUCAUUCAGCGUUCAGCACCCCUCGAACCAAGCACGGACGCUCCACCUACCAUUUACGGCAAAAUUCUAUACCGGAGAUUCUUGAAAAUGAUCAGCCACUGA